UGAGCUUGUUUAUAAAACAUUCGUUCUAAGAACUUCCAUUAAUCACCUUAUUUUUUUCCAAUUUUUUUGCAUUUAAUGCUCCCGACAAUUUUUUUCAAAUCUCAAGUGGCAUCGUAACCAUGGCAAAUUGGGUAAAAUACUCACUUUUCCUGAUAUUCAUCAUUUUUAUUACCGGCACUUGGACUUUGGAGCCCAUCAGUACAGCAAUUGGAAUCGGAAUCGCCUCAGUUGUCGGCGGCUUAGGAUAUAAUUAUGAAAAGGUCGUGGAUCAGACAAUUUGUCGCAUGACAGAGUGUUGCAAUGAUCGAUGGAUUGUUAAAAAUUUCACCAAAUUAUCUCUCGACCUGAAAGAACAUGUUUUCGGACAACCAAUUGUCGAAGAAAAAGUCGUUCAAGCUCUAAAAUCGCACUACGAACACAUCGAUUCGUCGAAAAAACCGCUUGUCAUGACAUUCCACGGCACACCAGGCACCGGAAAAAAUUACGUUGCCGAUUUCAUUGUAAAAGCCAUCUACGCCAAAGGUCUUGAUAGCGCUUUCGUGCAUCGUUUCAGUGGCCGAACGGAUUUUCCCAUACAAGCAUAUGUCGAAACUUAUAGCGCACAAAUCCGGGAUUACAUCAAAAAAGCCAUUACCACGUGUUCGAAGGCAAUUUUCAUCUUUGACGAAGUCGAUACGAUGCCAAGUGGAGUAUUCGAUGCCAUUACCGCUCUCUUAGAUCAUCAUACUCACGUGGAUAACGUGAAUUAUAGAGAAGCUGUUUUCAUUUUUCUGCUAAAUGCGGGGGGCGUGGAAAUUGCGGACAAGUUGUAUGAGUCGUAUAAAAGCAAAAAAAUGACCCGGGAAGACAUGAAGUUGUAUCAUUUCGAGUCGAUAUUGGAAAGUAGUGCGUAUAAUUUGCAAGGAGGCUUGAAGAAAAGUCGACCGAUUGAGGCGGGACUCAUCGAUCAUUACGUGCCUUUUUUGCCGUUGGAGAAGCCGCACAUCAUUGAAUGUAUUCGGAAGGAAUUUCAACGUUUGCGCAUCAAAAUGACUGAACACAAGAAAAAUGAAAUGCUGGAGUACGUGACAAUGGAUGUGAAGACAAAUCUCUUCGCCAACAACGGUUGCAAGCGAAUAUCCAAAAAAGCUGAAACUUUUGUCUAAAUCCUGCCGUAAAAUUAUUGAAAUUUACCAAAAAAAUUAUUUAUCCAUUUAUUUUUGAAAUAAAAUUUUUUAACGGAAGUGUU
Molecule: messenger RNA, 1228 nt
Organism: Culicoides brevitarsis
Lineage: Eukaryota; Metazoa; Arthropoda; Insecta; Diptera; Ceratopogonidae
Gene: Torsin
Product: torsin-like protein
Exons: 3
Coding region: 120-1145 (341 amino acids)
Biological process (GO): cellular response to misfolded protein
Molecular function (GO): ATP hydrolysis activity; ATP binding
Source: RefSeq, a predicted model, not a curated record